UUUUUACCAUUUUGUAGUGGAUAGCAAAAGACGGUGAUCAUGUGAUUGUUAAGAUCUUAUUAAACAUGUUUAGUUAUUGUGUAUUCAAUGUUUUGUUGUUAUGUGCCGUUUCUAUUUUUGCUUCGAAAAUUGUUGAAGGAUCUCAGCCGAUCUUACAGAAGACAAUAGAAGCUUUAUUUACUGACCGAACAAACGAGAUGUACCCUGGGCCCUGCAAACUGAUCAGAGCGUCGAAACGGCAAAAUAAAAUUUGCGAGAGAGACACAGGAUUAGCAAACGUUUUGACCAUUGCUAAGGAACAAGCGAUUGCGGCCUGUGAAGAAACCUUCCAAUAUGACAGGUGGAAUUGCUCCCUUGUGUUCAAUAGAAAGGCUAAGAGGAGUAUAUUCAAUAAAUUAUUCAGAGAAACGGCGUUCGUCCAUGCCCUGAUGGCAGCUUCCAUCACGCAUUCAGUAGCAAAGGCAUGUGCCUCUGGGGAUCUAUCCUCAUGCUCGUGUCCCGGAAAUUUUGGCAAAAACAAUACUUGGAAAAUGGCUGGCUGUGGAGACGACUUCAGACAUGGGAAGAGAUUAACAAAAAACUUUCUGGAUUUCAAACAUGCUGGUAACGACCAAAUUGCGGAAAUAUUGAAGCAAGAUGUCAUUGUAGGAGUCGAUUCUAUAGGAGAACAGCUAAAAGAAGUUUGCAAAUGCCAUGGAUUCUCAGGAUCCUGCACUACAAAGACAUGUUGGAAGCGAUUGGGGCCUUUCAACUCAGCGAUGGGCCUUUUGAAGAAGCACUACCACCAUGCGGUGAAAAAGAAGAUCAUGAACUAUACGACGAAAAGAGCGAUAACACCAAAAGUGAGGAACAGAAUGAAGGUAGAAAGGAAAAAUUUGCUGUAUUUGCAGAAGACGCCUAACUUAUGUGUCAGUACUAAAGGCAGGGUAUGUAAGGACAGACAUAACUGUGCUACUUUAUGCUGUGGUAGAGGUAUUAUAACGAAUAAGAAAACUGUCACUUCAAGGUGCAGAUGUAAAAUGGUCAAUUGCUGUUUCGUGCAAUGUGAUACUUGUGUUGAGGAGGUCGAUCAGUAUACUUGCAAGUGAGUUUUUGUGCCAUAUUCGAACUUGUUAGGUUUGUAGUGUUUUGACAGCAAAUAUGGAACUGAAAUGGUUUACUCCAACGAAGGCAAAAUAAAUUCAU
Molecule: messenger RNA, 1185 nt
Organism: Spodoptera frugiperda (fall armyworm)
Lineage: Eukaryota; Metazoa; Arthropoda; Insecta; Lepidoptera; Noctuidae
Gene: Wnt4
Product: protein Wnt-4
Exons: 2
Coding region: 66-1088 (340 amino acids)
Biological process (GO): canonical Wnt signaling pathway; cell fate commitment; multicellular organism development
Cellular component (GO): extracellular region
Molecular function (GO): cytokine activity; frizzled binding
Source: RefSeq, a predicted model, not a curated record